Messenger RNA from Xyrauchen texanus (razorback sucker), 4147 nucleotides. RefSeq names its product TSC22 domain family protein 1-like. The transcript is spliced from 3 exons. The record is from RefSeq and is a predicted model, not a curated record. Bases 539 to 2749 code for a protein of 736 amino acids. NCBI's taxonomy places the organism in Eukaryota, Metazoa, Chordata, Actinopteri, Cypriniformes, Catostomidae. Gene Ontology annotation, biological process: regulation of transcription by RNA polymerase II.
UUACCUCAGUGAUGUGUUGAGGAUGAGACAGCAAACAUCUGAAUGAAGCCGUUUCACCGUCUGUACCGCGAAUAGAGACGAGAUACCGGCGUCAGAUACGAAUAAACCGCCGUGUGGGAUAAUUUCUGUGGAUAUUGAGCGAAUAAAAGCGUUCUGAGGUGAUGACUGUUUAUGAUUUAUACACCGGCAUUGAGCUGCAGCUGACGUGUGUCACACAGAUCAGUGUGUGAACUUGUGUAAAUAUAUCAGGAGUGAUGAUGAUAAUGGGUAUAGUUUGUGUUUUAAAGACUGAGCAGUUAGCCAGCUGGGGCUUUUAAUGUGCUAACCGGGAGAUAGCUGUCGUUAGUCUGCUGUGAGGGCGACAUUAUUGAUUAUAAAUACUCAUUUAUCAUAAGCAGUGCAGUAGGACGUGUCAAACUCGUGCUUUGUCAAUGGGGACUAUAAGUGAUUUACUAACGACGUCAUCGCACAGACUCUAGUGUAUUCACUCCACUGUAUUUACCAUAUUUACAUCCUUAUCAAGAGUGAAUUUCACCACAUGCAUCACUCAGACUCGCCUGGUGAGACGCCCUCGAGCAGGAGGAUGUCCCACCCAUCUGUGUUCGCUGGCCGCAGGGGCAGUAACCCCACCAGUGGUGCCAUGGUCAGUAUUAACUGCCCUGUUGCCCCAGCCGAAGACCAUCAGACGGCCCCCACCGGCUCUUCAUCCCCUGGACCGCAUCACCCACCCCACAGCCUCAGCAUCCACCCUCAGGGUCAGAAUAUUGGGGCACAGGUCAAAAAGAAGAGCGGCUUUCAGAUCACAAGCGUCCUGCCCGCGCAGGUGUCCGCCAGCGCUAAUAACAGCAUUGCGGACGAUACCGAGAGUUACGAUGACAUGGAUGAGUCCCACACGGAGGACCUCUCCUCAUCUGACAUCCUCGAUGUGUCCGUUUCUCGAGCCACGGACACGGGCGUUCCUGAGAGGAGUUCUUCCGAAGAAACGCUGAAUAGCUUGCAUGGAGGUGAGACUCCUGGGGUCACCUCGCCUAAUGAACCGGUCAUGCAUCACCCGCAGCAAGGGUACAUGGCUAAUGGAGUCCAUCAUCAUGCUCAUCAUCAGCCUCAUGGACAUCACAAGGAGCAAGGGGCUCGUCCUGUGGCAGCCACCCAAGUGAGGCCUGCGUCAUUGGCAUCUACGGGUGGCGUUGCGGCCCAGUCAAGUGGACGAUCAACCCAAGCUGCUGUUGUGGACGGUGGUGGAACCGCAGCAGCAAGUCACCCUGCAGCUUCAACAGGAAGAGUUCUGCGUUCUGCGACAGAGAUUGGAGGUGGAUCAGGGCCAACAGGAAGUGCAUCGGCUGCGGUGACAGUUCCACCUGCACAGCUACCACCAUCAAUGCCAACUACGACCCAAACUCCGAUGACUGCAGCUGCCACAGCGUCUCGUUUCAGGGUGGUCAAACUCGAUUCCAACUCCGAGCCGUUUCGAAAGGGCCGCUGGAUGUGUACAGAGUAUUAUGAGAAAGACACCCCGUCUGGAGACACAACAGCAGCCGCUCACAGAACUGUGGAGACCAUUAUUCAGUCUGAACAUGAGACCACGAGUGGCAGUUCUUCUGGAAGCACUCUCAGUGGUGGUGGAGACGUCCAACAGACAUAUGCAAUGCACACUACUCUUCCCCCUCAAGAUCCGAACGCUCACACGAUACUUCAGCCCACUGUUGCCCCCUCUAUCAACCCCCACGUGGUUACUCAGACAGGUAUGAUGGGCACUGAGAGUUCAUCUGCCCCCGUUAGACCCCAACAGCCGGUAUCCUACACCGUAGAGGGCCAAAUACCCCAAAUGCAGAGCAGCUACCCCACUAACGCGAAACCCGCCUUGUCUGUUGCCCAUAGUGGAAUGCCACCAAUGGAAUAUGCCCAAAUGCCCACAGCUCAACCUCUCCAGAAUCCUCAAAUUCAAACUGCAGUGUCGCCCCGAGCGGCUCCAGCUCCCAUUGGCAUACCAGGACUUCCAGUAGUUCCUCAGCCCCCAUCUUCAAGACCGCAGGUUCCCGGCCCUCAGAUGGGGACCGUCACCCCUGCCCAACAGCACCCAGAACAGCAGCAGCAGCCUGCACCUCCGCUGUCUUCAUCCACAACUUCAGUUCCGUCUGGAUCUAACAUGCCUUCAUCUGCAGGAGCGCAGUCACUGUUUCAUGGAGCUGCGAUUUUGGGCCGUCCCUCAGUACUGGGUCAACAGGGAGCACAGCUUCCCCCGUCAGGUGUCUCCUACAGCGGCUUGAGUGCUGUGACGGCCUCACAGCUGGAAGAUGCCCACCGCCUGUUGUUACAGCAUCACCCGCUGCUCGCUCUGCCACGACUGGCCGCAGGAGGAAUGACUGGCCUCGCUGGACAGGUGGGAGCGGAUGCAGUUGCCACUCUGGGACAAGAUGUCAGUGCUGUAGCCGUCUUGACUGGUGCAGAUGACGACAGUUCUUCAGGAGCCAGUGUGGUCGCCAUAGACAACAAAAUCGAGCAAGCCAUGGACCUGGUGAAGAGUCACCUGAUGUAUGCGGUGCGUGAGGAGGUGGAGGUGUUGAAGGAGCAGAUAAAGGAGCUGAUUGAGAGGAACUCUCAGCUGGAACAGGAGAACACGCUGCUGAAGAACCUGGCCAGCCCCGAACAGCUCGCUCAGUUCCAGCAGGAGGUCCAGACGGACUCCCCGACCUCUGGAGGUCAGACCGGACCCUUCACACAGAGCCAGGGCCCCGGCCCGACCGCCUAACCACCUCUCCAUGAGCGACUCGCUCCAGACGACGAGACGCAACCUGACGAAGACUAAUGGAUACUGUGAAGAGACUCUGACACAGUAAACAUGCUUUACCAGAGCUUUACCUGCCUCAGACAAUCACUGCUGACCAGGAUGGGACACACGUGACUUCCUGUGCAAUCUGGGCUUGACCAAUCGCAUCGCGCAUGCCGAACAGGACCCUCGUUUCAAGUGUUGUCAAGAUCAGCAGGAACCGUGAUGUGAAAUCGUGCUGCUGUUGCUACAUUCUCCUGUUUGUUUUGUUUUAUAUAUCUAUCAUAUGAAGUUUCAGUAUGCUUUCAUAUUUUUGUUACUGGUUUUAUUUCUUUACUUUUAUUUUUGUUGUUUUGUUUUCUCCUCUUGCUGUAUGACAUGAAAAAUAAUGAGCACUUUGUAGUGGACACUUGUCAAUAAGACAACAGAAUAGGGAGCAACUCAUCUGGAACGAGAGAAUCUGAAUUGAAACCAGUUUCUGUGUCUCUUUAUGAUGUGGGAAGGGGUUAAUGGUUACGGCACAGUGUUAAACCCUUGAUAGUGCACUUCUUUAAACUCGUGAGGUGGGAUAUAACGUGACUGGACUGUGGAACGGUGACUUAUGUCAUGAAGUUUCAGAGUUGAAUUGCACUAUAGGGUUGUGAUAUUCAUACGGUCUGUUUCGCUGAAGAGCUGAGCGUGUGUUUAUUAUCUGACAAACACGCACAGAUGUCCAGCGAACGAAUCAAACACUCAUAAACGCUCAUAGCAAGUUCUAAGUGUCAGUUCUGACCGUACCAUUCUGUGCAUGUUUCCUUCAAUGUGACGUCAUACAGUUGCACUAACAGUUGCACAUUGACUUAAAAAUAAAACGAAACCGAAAUAAAACUCGGGUCCUGUCGUGUUAUUUGAGUUCUGUUGUAGUCACGACUGUAAACAAACCCAGAGAUUAUCAGGACACUUAUGUGAGAGAUUGGAACAACCGACGGAUGUAGAAUUUGUGUGUAUGUUUGUAUAUGUAUGUGUGUGUGUGUGUGUGUGUGUGUGUAUGUGAGAGUGUGUGUGUAUGUGAGAGUGUGUGUGUAUGUGAGAGUGUGUGUGAGUGUGUGAGUGUGUGUGUGUGAGUGUGUGUGAGCGUGUAUUUAUCACUUUGUGGGGACCAAAUGUCCCCAUAAGGAUAGUAAAACCCGAAAUUUUUGACCUUGUGGGGACAUUUUGUCGGUCCCCAUGAGGAAAACAGCUUAUAAAUCAUACUAAAUUAUGUUUUUUGAAAAUGUAAAAAUGCAGAAAGUUUUCUGUGAGGUUUAGGUUUAGGGGUAGGGUUAGGUUUAGGGGAUAGAAUAUAAAGUUUGUACAGUAUAAAAACCAUUAUGUCUAUGGAAAGUCCCCAUAAAACAUGGA